Molecule: messenger RNA, 1449 nt
Organism: Sclerotinia sclerotiorum 1980 UF-70
Lineage: Eukaryota; Fungi; Ascomycota; Leotiomycetes; Helotiales; Sclerotiniaceae
Exons: 4
Coding region: 1-1449 (482 amino acids)
Biological process (GO): antibiotic biosynthetic process
Molecular function (GO): 3-dehydroquinate synthase activity
Source: RefSeq, a predicted model, not a curated record
AUGUCCGACCUCAAAGCGACCGUUUCGGAAACCACAACAAGUUCCGGUCAUGCCGGAUUCCAUGUUGAAGGUUAUGAGAAAAUUGAAUAUGACUUCACUUUUAUUGAUGGUGUAUUCAAUGUCGAUAAUCCAAACCUUGCGGACUGCUAUACCCACUGGGGAAGAUGUUUAGCUGUCACAGAUUUGAACAUCUAUAAUGUAUAUGGAAAGCAAAUGGAAAAGUAUUUCGAUCAUUAUAACAUCAAACUGGUCUUACAUAAGACAAAGAUCGGAGAAAAGGCAAAAACCAUCCCUACGUUUUUGAGUAUUGUGGAUUCCAUGACCGAAUUUGGAAUCUAUCGCAAAGAGCCAGUCCUUGUUGUUGGGGGAGGCCUUGUCACCGAUGUUGCUGGGUUUGCAUGCGCAGCAUAUAGGCGAAACACCAAUUUCAUUCGUGUUCCAACCACUGUCAUUGGAUUGAUUGAUGCGUCUGUAUCAAUUAAGGUUGCAGUGAACUAUGGCAACUACAAGAACAGACUAGGUGCCUACCAUGCUCCAAUUCACACUUUCCUUGAUUUCACAUUCUUGCGAACAUUGCCCACGGCCCAGAUCCGCAACGGCUUUGCGGAAUUGAUUAAGAUAUCAUCAUGCUCUCACCUCCCCACUUUUGAUUUGCUGGACAAGUACUGUGAACAGCUCAUCAACAAUUCUUUUGGCCGAGCCGAUGGAUCUUCAAAGGAAUUGAUUGAAGCAGCAGACAAGAUUAACAGAGAGGGUAUUUAUGAAAUGUUAAAGUUGGAAACACCGAACCUCCACGAGAUUGGUUUGGAUCGUGUCAUCGCCUAUGGACACACAUGGUCACCACUGCAUGAACUCGUUCCUGAUACACCGCUCCGACAUGGCCAUGCAAUCUCUAUUGAUAUGGCAUACUCAGCAACACUUGCUAAUCAAAGAAAGCUCUUAAGUGAUGAAGAGCAUCGCCGUAUCUUGAACUUGUUUUCACGCGCAGGUCUUUCAAUGGAUCAUCAUCAGUUUGAUGAAGAGCUUCUUCAAAAGGCUACUGCCGCCAUUCUCAAAACACGAGACGGCAAAUUGAGAGCUGCAGUCCCAAAUCCACUUGGGUCUUGUAGUUUCCUCAAUGAUGUCUCUGCUGAGGAAAUGAAUGAGGCUUUACAUCGCCACAAGGAGCUGAUGAAAGGGUACCCAAGAAAUGGAGAAGGUUUAGAGGCAUUUGUCGACGCUUCUGACACGGGUUAUACCGAAAACGCGAAGAAGGAGGAAGAAAGAGUGAUUGAGAUGGCUGCGAAGAAGGCUAGUCAGCUAAACGGCACUAAUGGUCAUGUAAAGGCAAAGACGAAUGGUAAUCACGUUGCUCUUACCAACGGAAAGGUGAACAGUAUUGUUAAUGGUCAUGUGAAUGGCACAUUAAGCAAUGGCACAUUUAACAAUGGUACGACGGGCUCCUAUUGA